Messenger RNA from Dioszegia hungarica, 1533 nucleotides. Its product is annotated as fatty acid desaturase-domain-containing protein. Gene Ontology annotation, molecular function: oxidoreductase activity, acting on paired donors, with oxidation of a pair of donors resulting in the reduction of molecular oxygen to two molecules of water. The record is from RefSeq and is a predicted model, not a curated record. NCBI's taxonomy places the organism in Eukaryota, Fungi, Basidiomycota, Tremellomycetes, Tremellales, Bulleribasidiaceae. Gene Ontology annotation, biological process: lipid metabolic process. Gene Ontology annotation, cellular component: membrane. The transcript has 2 exons. Bases 1 to 1533 code for a protein of 510 amino acids.
AUGUCGCGCAACCAGGUCAUAUCCAAGCGCGCUAUCGAGGGGAUGAUCGCAGAGGGGCGCAGUCUAGUCAUUUACGAGGGACAGGUGCUGCAGCUGGAUACGUGGAUGGACAGACAUCCAGGAGGUCGGCUAGCGCUUCAGCACAUGGUCGGGAAUGAUGCGACGAGCGAGAUCAAAGCAUAUCACCGCGAGAACGUCCUCCGUACCAUGCCCGCCUACCGCAUAGGCUACGCACCCGCAGACUGGACCAACUUUGCCCCACCCAUCAGAGGCGGUGUCUACCGCAAGCUGAGCGCAAAGGAGGCCAAGGAGGAGGUAUGGGUGGAGGAUAUCGUUGGGGAUCUCCCAUCGGAUCGGGACCUCGGCGUCGCAGCUGCCAUGCAGACGGAAGUCGACCGGUGUCUCGCCGCCUACCCAUCCCCAGAUCCCGUUACCCAAUCAGCCAUCACAGAAAAGUACAAUGCCCUCCACCAAAAAGUCCACGACGGCGGCUUCUACACCUGCAACUACCUCGAUUAUGGACGGGAAUCCAUCCGGUACACUAUCCUCUUCAUCACCUUCCUCACCCUCCUCCACCGCGGUUACUACAUCCCCUCGGCCAUCGCCCUCGGUGCGUUCUGGCAACAAAUCAUGUUCACCGCACAUGACGCGGGCCACCGGGCAAUCACCCAAAACAUGACCUACGACACCAUGAUCGGUAUCUUCAUCGCCGACUUUUGCUGCGGCCUCAGCUUUGGGUGGUGGAAAUCCAGCCACAAUGUCCACCACCUCGUCACCAACUCCCCGGAGCACGAUCCGGAUAUCCAAAACACUCCCCUCUUCGCUACCUGCCCCUCCCAGCUCAACAACGUCCACUCUACCUACUACAACUUUGACUUUGUCUGGGACAAGGCGUGCGAGCUCCUCAUCCCCUACCAGCGGUACGCCUACUAUCCCAUCAUGGCGUUCGCACGGUUCAACCUGUACGCGCUGGGGUGGAUGCACCUCAUCUCCCCUCGGUCCAAGACGUCCGGUGCGGCCGCCUGGACUCGCCCGGCCGAGAUCUGCGGAAUGAUUACCUACUGGUUCCUCUUUGGCUACUGCCUCGUCUGGCGCACCCUUCCGGACUGGCCCACCCGCGUGGCCUUCGUCCUCUCCUCCCACCUCAUCACCAUGCUCCUCCACGUCCAAAUCACCCUCUCCCACUGGGGCAUGCCCACCUGCGACCUCGGCAACAACGAGUCGUUCGCCCAGAAGCAACUCCGGACCACCAUGGACGUCGUCUGCCCCAUCUGGCUCGACUGGCUCCACGGCGGUCUCCAAUUCCAGGCAAUCCACCACCUCUUCCCCCGCGUUCCCCGUCACAACCUCCGCAAGAUUCAGCCCCUGGUUGAGGAGUUUUGCAAGGACACGGGGAUUCAGUACACCAUCUACGGGUUUGUCAAGGGGAACGGGACGGUCAUUUCGAGGUUGGAUGAGAUCAGCGCGCAGUUGGCGAUGCUGGUCAAGUGCCAGGAUCACAUGGCCAAGACGGGCGAGUCGGGAUUGAUCUAA